Olea europaea var. sylvestris is the source of this 1801-nucleotide messenger RNA. RefSeq names its product ethanolamine-phosphate cytidylyltransferase-like. Gene Ontology annotation, molecular function: ethanolamine-phosphate cytidylyltransferase activity. The record is from RefSeq and is a predicted model, not a curated record. Gene Ontology annotation, cellular component: cytoplasm. The coding region runs from base 200 to 1432 and encodes 410 amino acids. Gene Ontology annotation, biological process: phosphatidylethanolamine biosynthetic process. NCBI's taxonomy places the organism in Eukaryota, Viridiplantae, Streptophyta, Magnoliopsida, Lamiales, Oleaceae. The transcript is spliced from 11 exons.
CAGCAUAUUUUCCAGAAUUAUCCCUCUAUGUCCUACGACAAUUUUCUUCGGGAAGACGAACACAUAAGAGGAAUCUCUAAAGAGCGCACCGUUUAUUGGCGAAUUGAUUCUCAGCCAUAGGCAUUGUUGACAGUACCAAAAGUAUCACUCCUAUUAUGAUCAUUGAUUAGCAUUCGACGCAAGCUGGAAGAAAGGCGGAAUGAGUUCGGAGACGGAAAAUUCGGAACAAAGCUCACGAGUUCUGGCUAAAUGGCUGAUCGGAGGGUUAGUAAUUGGGGCGUCGGUUAUGGGUUUCCAGAUUUUUCAGCAGAAAAAGAAGAAGAAGAGGCCCAUAAGGGUUUACAUGGAUGGCUGCUUUGAUAUGAUGCAUUACGGCCACUGCAAUGCCCUUCGCCAGGCGCGAGCUCUGGGCGACCAAUUGGUGGUUGGAGUUGUCAGCGAUGCGGAAAUUAUUGCAAACAAAGGCCCUCCGGUUACUCCUCUUAAUGAGAGGAUGAUUAUGGUUAGUGCAGUGAAAUGGGUGGAUGAAGUUAUUUCUGAUGCUCCUUAUGCUAUUACUGAGAAUUUCAUGAGAAAACUAUUUGAUGAGUACAACAUUGAUUAUAUUAUCCAUGGCGACGACCCAUGCAUUCUUCCCGAUGGCUCUGAUGCUUAUGCCCUUGCUAAGAAGGUUGGCCGCUAUAAACAGAUUAAGCGCACUGAAGGGGUGUCAAGCACUGACAUUGUUGGUCGUAUGCUUCUGUGUGUGAGGGAGAGGUCAACUGGUGACAGCCACAAUCACUCAUCCUUGCAACGACAAUUCAGCCAUGGUCACAGCCCGAAAUCUGAAGCUGGUGGCUCUGGAAGUGAAACACGCAUAUCUCAUUUUUUACCUACCUCCCGUAGAAUUGUUCAAUUCUCCAAUGGCAAGGGACCUGGUCCAGAUGCUCGGGUAGUUUAUAUGGAUGGUGCAUUUGAUCUUUUCCAUGCUGGACAUGUGGAGAUACUGAGGCUUGCUCGAGGACUUGGAGACUUUCUACUUGUUGGUAUUCAUACCGAUCAAACUGUCAGUUCAAAAAGGGGAGCUCACCGUCCAAUUAUGAAUCUCCAUGAAAGAAGCUUAAGUGUUUUGGCUUGCCGAUAUGUGGAUGAGGUAAUUAUUGGUGCUCCACUGGGGGUUUCAAAAGAUACGAUAACGACUUUCAAUAUCUCUUUGGUCGUGCAUGGAACUGUCGCUGAGGAUAAUGAUUUUCAGAAGGAGAGGGACAAUCCUUAUGCUGUUCCUAUCAGUAUGGGUAUUUUUGAGCUGUUGGAAAGUCCUUUGGAUAUUACAACUAGCACAAUAAUCAGGAGGAUAGUAUCAAAUCAUGAAGCAUUCCAGAAACGAAAUGAGAAAAAGGGUGAAAGUGAAAGAAGAUAUUAUGAAGAUAAAGCUUUCGUAUCGGGUGAUUAAUUGACUUCAGGAGAUUUGAGAUUUCAGAUGAUUUGGUGACUCAUACUUUUGGUGCUGCGAAGUAUUCUGAAAAUAACCUGUAGAUGGAGAUAUCAUCUCAGCAAAACAAAUUUCUCUAUCUGUAUUUCUCUGGGUUACUUUUUAGAGGUUGUAGAACACUAAGAAGUUAUAAUCAUUGACAUGAUUGUUGACAAUAGCAGAUGAGUUGGGAAAUCACCUCUUUAUAUAUGUUUUUGAAGGCGUGCUUUGAUGUCCUACACUGCAUGUUUAGUAGUACAUUUAUCCUAUUCAAUUUAUAAUAAUGUUGUAGAAAACAGAGAGGAAUAGAAUGACUAUCCAAAAUUUCUCUCAGUGCCACCUGUUUCUGUG